AUGUCCUCUCCCACUCCCACCCGUACCAUUGCAGGCGUCAAGCUGGUCGAUUCCGCGAUUGUACGGAACGCUCUAGACUAUUCCAGAAGACAUUCAGACGAGAUAACCUUCAAUCACACCUAUCGCUCCUGGAUCUUUGGAGUGCUUUUGGCUACGAGGAUGGGUAUCAAAUUUGAUCCCGAGGUCCAUGCAGUAGCGGCGAUGCUGCACGAUCUAGCUUGGGAAUAUACUAGCCAAUUUGCCUCUCCAGACAAACGAUUCGAAGUGGACAGUGCCGAGGCCGCUCGACAAUUCCUUGCCGACAACGCUCCGGAGUGGGAAUCCCGCAAGACUCAACUGGUAUGGGAUAGCAUCGCCCUACACACCACCCCCGGUAUCGCUCAAUAUAAGGAAGCGGAAGUCAUGGUUUGCAACAUGGGAGUAUUGGCCGACAUUGUGGGCGCCAAUUUUCCGGGCGGGCUCCUGUCGCAAAGCGAGUACCAGACGGUGGUAAAAGAGCUGCCUCGUCUUCGAUUGGAGGCUGGAAUCAAGCGAAUUCUUUGCAACCUGUGCAUCCACAAGCCCGAUACGACGUAUGACAAUGUGGUAGCUCGGUGUCGGCCGAUUGAGCUUCCCCAGACGAAGGGAGCCCUGUCUUACACAUCCGUCGCACGAGUACAUCCGCAAAGCUCCUGUUCAUCGCUCGCGUGA
Messenger RNA from Neohortaea acidophila, 690 nucleotides. RefSeq lists its product as uncharacterized. The record is from RefSeq and is a predicted model, not a curated record. The transcript has a single exon. Bases 1 to 690 code for a protein of 229 amino acids. Lineage: Eukaryota; Fungi; Ascomycota; Dothideomycetes; Mycosphaerellales; Teratosphaeriaceae.